GCCAACAGCUGUUUAAAAAGUGGCGGACGAGAUCAUGGUUGCUUUUUUGGGUGAAAUGUCUUAAAUAUAUGAAACCAAACAAUUUAUAAGAACUCUUAGAUAAAGAACAUUUUCUUAAACAUCAGUAAUGGUUAGAUCUAAGAAAAAUCAAAUGCACCCUCGCAAUGUGCUGCGCUCACCACCUGACUACACAAAAUUGGCCAUUAAAUACAAAGACUUUCGAAACGUUUGCUCAUUGGAAUUGACGGGCAAGGUUACAGUAAACUUUCGCCAGGAACGCACAUUACGUGAACUAACCAAAGUCCUUCUAAAAGAAUAUUUUCAAUUGGAUGUGGAUUUUGCUCCUGGAAGUUUAGUGCCCACAUUGGCUUUACGUUUAAAUUAUAUUUUAUGGUUGGAGGAUUUGCUAGGGGCACGAAAAGUAAACUCCAAAGUGCGGGGCAUUGAUAUAGGAUGUGGUUCAUCUUGUAUAUAUUCCCUGCUGGCAGCCAAAAAGAAUAAAUGGGAAAUGUUGGCUCUGGAAUCGAAGCCCCAGAACAUCGAAUAUGCUCGAGAAAAUGUUAAACGCAAUCAAUUGGACGGCCUAAUCCAAGUCUACGCCCAACCGGAUAAGACAGAUAUAUUUAAAACUUAUUUCGAUACGGCCAUCGAUGAGCAAGAUUAUUGCUUUUGCCUAUGUAAUCCUCCGUUUUUUGACUCGAACUCGGCUAAUCCUAUGGGUGGAGCCUCACGUAAUCCUGAGAGACGUCCGGCUCCAAAUAAUGCAAGAACGGGCAGCGCUGAAGAGCUAAGUUGUGCAGGUGGCGAAGUGCAGUUUGUUCAGUGCAUCAUAGAAGAAAGUGAAAUCUAUAAAGAACGCAUAUCUAUAUUCACGAGCAUGCUGGGAGUCAAAGCCAAUGUACCCAAAAUAUUGGUCAUAUUGAAAGAGCGAGGCAUUGAGCAUGUGGCCACCACAGAAUUUCAUCAAGGACAUACCACGCGCUGGGCAAUAGCCUGGAGCUAUCAACAGUUUGCUUAAUUUCAACGUUCACCGUUUUUUCUCUAUGCCUCUAAAUGCAAAUUUGCAUGUUCGUGGUCACUUUUUUUGGGCUCAAAACGGAAAUUAUCGUAUUCAUUUUUUAUCAUCUGCACAACAUAAACACGCACAGCACGUGGACCUGGGCAUGGGUUAGCGGGUUGAAGGCGUGGUCAUCGCCGCCCUUUCUUCGUCACGUUUUACUCCUACACACCUUAAGGUUUUACAAGUUCAGGUCUUUCUGUUAUUUUUAAUUAAUACCUCGAUAUACUCUUUUUAAAGGAUUUUAGAUGUUUUUAAUUAUUGUGUUAAAUAAUUUUUUUGAAUUCAUUUUGCUAAUAGGUAAGUAAUUGUAUUACAUAUAAUUACACCUUCAUUUCGAAAUGAAAUCGAAAUUAAAGUUUUAAAGAGCAUGUCUUAAAUAUAUCCUUUAGUAGAGUUGUAUUGUAAUUUACAAUACAAUUUGUAUCAACAUAA
This is a messenger RNA of Drosophila willistoni, 1492 nucleotides long. RefSeq names its product U6 small nuclear RNA (adenine-(43)-N(6))-methyltransferase. The coding region runs from base 128 to 1018 and encodes 296 amino acids. Gene Ontology annotation, cellular component: nucleus. The transcript has 3 exons. Gene Ontology annotation, molecular function: 23S rRNA (adenine(1618)-N(6))-methyltransferase activity. The record is from RefSeq and is a predicted model, not a curated record. Lineage: Eukaryota; Metazoa; Arthropoda; Insecta; Diptera; Drosophilidae. Gene Ontology annotation, biological process: rRNA base methylation.